AUGGAUCCAGAAAUUGGCUCUACCCUCAAACACUCAAACACCAAUGACCAAGAUGCUCGCGACCUGGCAGAGCUGGGCCAUUCGCAAGCCCUCAGCCGUAAAUUCGAUACCUGGAGCAUGCUUUCUCUCGCCUUUGUGGUUCUAGGGACUUGGUCCGUUUUCGCGCAGAGUCUCGCCAGCGGGCUCAUUAGUGGCGGCCCCAUUGCCAUUCUGUGGGGUUUGUGCCUGGUUACCUUCAGCAACAUAUGUAUUGGUGUGUCGCUUGGAGAACUCUGCAGCAGCAUGCCUACGGCUUUAGGCCAGGCUUACUGGGUGUCGCGUCUCUGGCCAACCCCCACCGGACGGUUCGUCUCUUAUAUGUGCGCUUGGAUCAACACCUUUGGCUGGUGGACCUUGUCUGCGUCAACACUGGCUUUCAUGACCGAAUUCAUACUAGGCAUGAAUUUGUUGUUCGACGAGACUUGGUCGGCGGCUACGACGGGCUGGGUGCAAUUUCUGGUCUACUUGGGCGUGACCUUUGUCCUGACGGUAUUGAACGUCAUCGCUUGCCGUAUGGACCAAAUUCUUCCCAUGUUCAACAACUUUGUGGGGGUUACGUUUGUCGGCCUGUUCUUUGUCAUCGGAUUGGCUUUACUCCUAUCUGUUGGUACCAAAGGCAAUCUUCACUUCCAGCCUGGCUCGUUCGUUUUCGGCGCCUGGAUCAACCAAACAGGAUGGAACGAUGGCGUCGCCUGGUUCAUGGGUCUGGUCCAGGCGGCGUACGGGUUAACUGCAUUCGACGCGGCAAUUCAUCUCGUCGAAGAGAUUCCGUCCCCGAGAAAAAACAUCCCAAGAGUCAUUUGGCUCUCCAUCCUUUGCGGCGCGGCCACUGGCUUCAUUUUUAUGGUUAUUUGCCUCUUCUCCAUCCAAGACCUCGAACAAGUGCUCAACCCUUCCACUGGUCUCCCUUUCAUGGACCUCGUCAAAGGCACUGUUGGACUUGAAGGGUCGGCAGUUCUUCUGGCGCUUUUUAUAUUCAACGGCCUUGGGCAGGGAGUGACUGUAGUUACGACAGCAUCCCGUUUGACCUGGGGAUUUGCUCGUGACGGCGGCCUUCCUUGGAGUAUUUACUUUUCUCACAUUGAUGAGACAUGGAAGGCACCAGUAAGAGCAUUGUGGCUGCAAGGAGCCAUUAUUGGACUGGUUGGCGUCUUAUACACGUUCUCCAACACUGUCCUCGAAGCUAUUGUCGGCGUCAGCACAAUUGCUCUCACAGUCUCCUAUGCGAUGCCGAUCUUGACCCUUCUGGUUGUGGGAAGAGAUAAACUGCCACCCGGGGAGUUCCAUCUUGGCCGCUUCGGGCCCGUCGUCAAUUGGAUUUCUCUUGUUUACUGCGCAAUUACUACCGUUUUCUUCUUCUUCCCGUCAACACCCACCCCAGCAGUUGCGGAUAUGAACUAUGCUAUAGUUGUGUUUGGAAUAAUUCUUCUCUUUAGUCUGAGCUUUUGGUUUAUCAGAGGACGUCAGACAUACUUGCAGGUGGAGGAAAUCGCUGAGCGAGUUCUUUAUGGGGCAGCUACGGAGCAGACGGCGAAUGUGAACAAUGUGCCUUUAAAGAAGUAG
Molecule: messenger RNA, 1602 nt
Organism: Colletotrichum truncatum
Lineage: Eukaryota; Fungi; Ascomycota; Sordariomycetes; Glomerellales; Glomerellaceae
Biological process (GO): transmembrane transport; amino acid transport
Cellular component (GO): membrane
Molecular function (GO): transmembrane transporter activity
Source: RefSeq, a predicted model, not a curated record